AUGCAGGACAAGACCUAUCAGUCUGUGAUGUACGAAGAUGAUGCUACACAGAUUUCUGACAAAAUAUUUGAGUGGGCUCUACAAGGUGACUCGGCAGCGUUGGAAAAGCACUCAGCCCACCUGGGUGUCCGUGACCAUGCCAAUGCCAGCCCUCUGCACUAUGCCACCUCACACGGGCACAUUAGCACCAUACAGCUCAUUGUGCAGUUGACUGGUCCAGAUGAACUGAGUGCCAGUGAUGAGGAGGGCAACACGUCAUUACACUGGGCUGUGCAGAAGACCCAGAGAGAGAGCUGUGCUUGCCUUCUGGACCUGGGAGCCAACCCGAACAUCCUCAACCGCCGCCUCAUGUCUCCCCUACACAUGGCUGUCAGCCUCGGACACAACACUCUCAUCGAGCUAUUACUGUCUCACAGCAACACGGAUGCCAACUUGGAGGGGGAAUUGGGGAACACACCUGUAAUGUUGGCCUGCUGUGUUGAUAACCAUGAAGCUCUCCAUCUACUUUUGAAAUAUGGAGCCAGACUAUGUCAACAGAACAAGCUGGGGCAUUAUCCCAUUCACGCAGCAGCCUUUGCAGGGGCCAAAAAAUCAAUGCAGGUGGUUCUUCAGAAAGGUGAGGAAAUAGGUUUCUCAAUUGAAACGCACAUCAACUAUGUGGACAAAUCAUUCAGUACUCCUCUUCAUCUGGCCGUCCGUGGAGGCAACCUGGAGGUGAUCAAACUCUGCAUAGAACACGGAGCUAAAAUGGACCAACAACAGUGUGACAAAUCCACAGCCCUCCACUUUGCCUGCACCCAGGGAGCAACCGAGGCCGUCAAACUCAUGCUAUCAGCACAUGAUAGAGUCGGUGAUGUCAUCAAUCUCACAGAUGGCGCUUGCCAAACCCCACUGCAUAAGACAACAAUAUUUGACCAUGUUGAAUUGGCUGAAUACCUAAUUUCAAAGAGCGGAGACAUUAAUGCCAUUGACUGUAAGGGUCAUACCCCACUGCUUUUGGCCACAAGUUGUGGCGCCUGGAAAACAGUGAGCCUUCUUCUUACACAUGGGGCUAAUUUGAAAAUAAAAGACAAACAUGGCUGCAAUUUCCUUCACCUUGCCAUCUUGCAGCCGAAAGGUCUGACAAACCUUCCUCCGGAAUUCUUAAAGUGCAGCAGUGUGAGAGAGCUCCUGGAUGCAGAGGACAAUGAGGGUUGUACUCCCAUGCACUAUGCCUGCAGACUGGGCAUUCCAGAGUCAGUGAAGAACAUGCUCAGACUGAACGUCUCACUGGACCAGAAGUCGAAGCAGAAGAAAUCUGCACUGCAUUUCGCAGCCGAGUAUGGGAGGAUAAACACCUGCCACAGACUCCUGGAGAGCAUGACCAACACCAGACUGCUGAAUGAGGGAGAUGAGAGGGGAAUGACUCCCCUCCACCUGGCUUCCCGUGGCGGCCAUGUUAUAGUGGUGGACCUGCUGCUGCGGAAAGGAGCGCUGUUCCACAGUGAUUAUAAAGGUUGGACAUGUCUACAUCACGCUGCAGCAGAGGGAUAUACCCAGACCAUUAUCAUACUCCUGGCAUCAAAUAUCAAACUGCUGGACAAAACAGAUGAAGACAAGAACACAGCGUUACAUCUGGCUGCCAGAGAGGGCCAUGCGGCUGCAGUGACACUGCUCCUGGACAGAGGGGCGCAGAUAACGCUCAACAAGAGUGAUGCCUCCUUCCUCCACGAAGCUGUUCUCAGCGGCAGGAAGGACGCAGCCAUCGCUGUCAUCCACAAUGAGAGAUGUGCUGAGGCUAUGCUAUUGUUCAAAGUGAAGUCAACUAAGCGAUGCGUUGUCAUGGACAUGAUAGAGUUCCUGCCAGAGUCAUUCAAGCAUCUUUUGGACACUUGUGUAAAGGAGUCAGAUGAUGACAUAAAUAGUAUCAACUACUCUAUCGAGUACACUUUCAGAUGGCUACAAGCUCCCAUGCAUGUCAUUAAGCUUGCAAAAGCAGACAAAAGCCUCGACCUCCAGCCUCUCACUGCUCUGAAUUACAUGGUGAAAUUUAACCGCAUAGAGCUUUUGACCCAUCCUGUCUGCAAGAAGUAUCUGGAAAUGAAGUGGAAUGCCUAUGGUAUGAAAGUGCACCUGCUAAAUCUGGCCAUCUACUCACUUGGUCUGGGGCCUCUGACACACAUCAUUCAUACUCUGAAGCCUAUCCUCAACACCAAUGUCACCAAUACCACGUCACCAUCAUCAUCAUCCGUCAGCAUGGUGACCACAUCCUUUGACGAGCAAUGCUACAUAAUCACCACAUGCAUGUUCCUGAUUCUUGCCAUGAGUCUGUACGCAGUUGGCAAGGAGCUUGUGCAGAUAGUUCAGCAGGGUUCAAAGUACUUCUUUGAUGUGACUAAUGCAUUGGACUGGGGUGCUGCCAUCAGUACGCUGUUGUUUGUGAUCCCUUUACUGAUGGACCUGAAGGACACAUGGCAUUGGGAGGCUGGUGUGGUGGCAGUUCUUCUAUCCUGGAUCAACUUUCUCCUCUAUUUCCAACGGUUUGAACGCGUUGGGAUCUACGUGGUGAUGUUUUUAGAGAUUGCAAAAACUCUUAUAAGCAUCAUUGUACUCUUCUUCUUCCUGCUGCUGGCAUUUGCCUUGGCCUUCUAUGCCCUGAUGCUAGAUCAUGUAUCUAGCAUACCGCUAGUAAUCAUGCAAACAUUUGUCAUGAUGGCUGGAGAACUCAACUACCAAGAAAAUGUCCUGAAGCCAUUUCUGGGAGGGAUUCUGCCUUUCCCAUAUUUGACCUACUGCAUUUUUGUUAUGUUCACCUUUGCUGUGCCCAUUCUCCUCAUUAACCUAAUGAUUGGCUUGGCUGUUGGUGACAUAGCAGAGGUACAGGCGAAUGCUGAGCUGAAGCAAAUUGGAAUGCAGAUUGAGCUUCACACUAGUCUGGAAGAGAAAAUGCCAUACUGGUUAAUGAAGAGGGUUGAUCAGAUCUCGCUCACUGAGUACCCUAACAGAGCCUGUGACGGAAAGGUAUGUCCCUUCUACAAGUGGUCAUUUUUUUCAAGAAUAUUGCAUUCUAUCAUCUAUUCAUUCUCCAGGUUGAAGGAACUGUCUAAUAUUAUUGAGAAGCAGCACAACCUUCUGAAGCUGAUCGUUCAGAAGAUGGAGAUCAGUUCAGAGGCAGAAGAGCACGACGGUCCUCAGCUGUUCCAGGGCUACAGGGACAAGCCCCUCCCCUGUCAGAGCAAAUGGAACCCUCUACUGAGGGCACUGGCAGCCAGGAAGUAACAACAACACAUAUAUUAUCAUCAGCAUCCUACUAAAGGUACUGUACACCAAACCAGGGGUACGAUUAAGAAGGAAUGUUGGGGUAUGGUAUCACCAUUGUUAACAAAAGAAGACUUGGUGCAUCCUCCUUGAUUUUGACUAUUAUUAAUACACAUAACCACCCCCCUUGCAACUACCACCACCCUUAAAACGUAUCAUAAAUUCACCCCUGCACAUCACCCAUCCAAUAAUGCAGUUAAACUAAUUGACAUAGUGUUCCUUUAGUAAUGCACAUUACAGUAUGUAAGGAAACACAAGUGUCACAAUUUAAAAUCAUUUCAAUUGUAAUUUGCAUGGUUUUCUGAAUCAUUUGGUCAAAUAUAACCACAUGGGGAUGUUUGCUCUUGGUAUUUUCAAAUGGUCAUAAGAUAGGACAUAUACUAGAAAAGUAGUCAGGAUUAUACAUUUAUAGUAUGUGUGCAUGCUUGAUAAAGAGCUUUGAGCACCCCAUAUUUAAGUGUUCUUUAAACAAUAUUACUUGUUAUGGUGUAUUAAUUAUUAAUGACAUGUUGUUUAUGUAGCUGAUGUAGCUGUUUAUGUAGAGGAUCUGAUGUGUAUACUGAAUCCAUUAUGUUUUUCUCUUUUUGGCAUCCUCUGUGGGCUCGGGCAUGGGUUUCUUCCUCUUGUUUUCACUGUGUCCUGGAGAGAAAUACAUUUUAAAAAAGGACAGCUUAUUUGAGUGUCAAUCCAAUGAGUCCAGGACCCGUAUUCACAAAGCAUCUCAGAGUAGAUGUGCUGAUCUAGGAUCAGGUCUUUCCUUGUCUUAUUCAUCAUGAUUUAAAAGGCAAAAGGCUUUGUGAACACAGGCCCAGAACGACAGUAUGAAAACUAUUGAUAACACAUUAUUACACUUUGUUUGAGAAUUAAAUGCCUACACACGUUCUCCAAUCAAUGAAUCUUGUAAGUAAAACAAUAGCCCACUGUACUAUUACGGUAAUGUUUGGGGGUCAUGUAUUAAAAUGGGUUCUAACCUGAA
This is a messenger RNA of Salvelinus fontinalis (brook trout), 4273 nucleotides long. Its product is annotated as transient receptor potential cation channel subfamily A member 1-like. The transcript is spliced from 27 exons. Gene Ontology annotation, biological process: transmembrane transport; monoatomic ion transport. Lineage: Eukaryota; Metazoa; Chordata; Actinopteri; Salmoniformes; Salmonidae. Gene Ontology annotation, molecular function: protein binding; monoatomic ion channel activity. The record is from RefSeq and is a predicted model, not a curated record. Gene Ontology annotation, cellular component: membrane. Bases 1 to 3258 code for a protein of 1085 amino acids.